UGGAUCACGUGAUCCCGGAGCCUGGCAGCAGUCUGAUGGAGGCCUACGACCAGUGGAGGCAGUGGGCCGAUGAGAAGGCCUGCUGCGAUUACUCGCUGCAUGUGGACAUCACCCACUGGGACGAUGGUGUAAAGCAGGAGGUGGAUAACCUCAUUAAGGAGAAAGGUGUGAACUCAUUCCAGGUCUACAUGGCCUAUAAGGACUACUAUCAGAUGAGCAACAGUGAGCUUUAUGAGGUAUUUACCUUCCUGGCAGAGCGAGGAGGCAUUGCUCAGAUCCAUGCUGAAAAUGGCGAGAUCAUUGCUAAGGAGCAGGCCCGGAUGCUGCAGAUCGGUAUCACUGGACCAGAGGGACAUGUGCUGAGUAGGCCAGAGGAGUUGGAGGCCGAGGCUGUGUUUCGUGCCGUAACCAUCGCCAGCCAAACCAACUGUCCUCUCUACGUGACACGAGUCAUGAGCAAGAGCGCCGCUGACAUCAUCUCCCAGGCACGGAAAAAAGGAAAUGUGGUGUUCGGGGAGCCAAUCACAGCCAGCCUGGGGACGGAUGGGACACAUUACUGGAGCAAGAACUGGGCCAAAGCUGCUUCCUUUGUUACGUCACCUCCUCUUAGUCCUGAUCCCACCACUCCAGACUAUUUGAACACACUGUUGGCAAGUGGAGACCUGAGCGUGACUGGCAGUGCACACUGCACCUUCAGCGUGGCCCAGAAGGCCAUCGGCAAAGAUGACUUCACUCAGAUCCCAGAAGGCGUCAACGGAGUGGAGGAGAGGAUGACACUCAUCUGGGAUAAAGCUGUGACUACAGGUAAAAUGGAUGAGAACAUGUUUGUGGCCGUCACCAGCACUAAUGCCGCCAAGAUCCUGAACCUGUACCCUCGGAAGGGCCGGAUCGCUGUGGGCUCUGAUGCCGACCUGGUCAUCUGGGACACAGACGCUGUUCGCACCAUCACUGCCAAGACUCACAACUCGGCUGCUGAAUACAACGUGUUUGAAGGCAUGGAGCUGCGCGGGGCCCCUCUGGUGGUGAUCUGUCAGGGGAAGAUCGUUCUGGAAGACGGAAACCUUCAUAUCACCUCUGGAGUGGGACGCUUCAUCCCCUGCUCCCCCUUCCCAGACUUUGCAUACAAGCGCAUUAAAGCCAGGAAGCAGCUGGCGGUUCUGAGGGCAGUGCCUAGAGGAAUGUAUGACGGCCCGGUGUCUGAGUUCUCCAUGUCCCGUGGCGGUACCCCCUCUGCCUCGGCACGCACUUCUCCCACCAAGCAGCCUGUCAGAAAUCUGCACCAGUCUGGAUUUAGUUUAGCAGGUAACCCRGUAGCAGCCGGACCCCCAACUCCAGACGAUGUCCCCAUUAGGCCUGCGGGCCGUCGUAUUGUAGUGCCCCCUGGUGGCCGCUCCAACAUCACAUCUCUCAGUUAAAUGACAAAGAAUUCCGAGGAGAUGCUCCCACAGAUCAACAUCCAGACUGCAAGAUGGAGUGUGGGAGGGGAGGAAAGAAAGAAGCGAGGAGGAGAGGACCCUGAUUAGUUCAAAGUUUAAAGAAAAAAAAAGAAGAAAAAAAUAGAAAAACACUGAAUCCUCAUGCCUUACCUGUCACCACUUUGCUAUGCUCAAAUGAGAAUUGUGUCCCUUUUUCCUGGAGGGCAUCAAAGAAGUUAGAAAUUGCCACCAAAGCGCAUCAGUGUUAGCCUCACUUCUUCACAGCUUAGAGUUUUCAAAACCUGCAGGGUUUUUGGAAAAAAACAAUUAUAAAAUCUGGCAUUGAACCAACAAUAGCAACCACAAAAAUAAGUGUUUUUAAAGGAAAAAAGGUACUUAUUUUCUCAGAAUGAUGCUGUUCUUCUUUUACCCUGCUUGGCUUUCAGUAUCGACCCUUUUUUCAGUCGACUGCUUUCUCCAUAAUCAGCAAAACCUACAGUAAUAGAUCCCACAUUAGCCAUGUCUCAUCAUGCAGUACCAUUGAUUAGCACUAGGUGGUGUUGUAUAUAUGAUAGGUGUAAUGUAGCUUUGUGAAUGAUGUUCCAGCCUGUUUGGGUGUGUUAGAGCAGGCAGAAUAGUUUUCUCACCUCUGACAGCCGGAGAGUGCUGCGGGACAUGGACCUGCAUGGGCCACAUUAUUAUGGGCGACCUGUUCCAUGCUCCGCCUCCUCCUCAGAAGUGUUUGAUAAAAAGAAAACAUUUUCAUGAUGUACUGUAUUGAUUCUCAAUGUUUAAAAUGACAAAAAAAGAAAGUUCUGCUUAAGAAAAAAACAAGCAAAAAAGAUGAAAUAUAAGAAGUGGUUUUACUAUUCUGUCCCAAACUAUUUCUGUCAGUUUUAUUUUCUGCUCUCCAUUGUUGCAGUGUAAAAAAAAACAAAACAAAACAAAACCAAAAAAAAAACACAUUGUGAGAAACUAUUAUUUGCUUCUAGUAUAUUGGCUGCUCCUGUAAUUCUGCAAUCAUAUCGACACACAAAAAAAAAAAUAAAAUAUGUUGGUGGACAACACAUAAGAAGCAGGAAUUAACUGUUCUUUGUAGCAACUUGUAAUGAAAAGCCUUGCAGACGCAAUGACCUUAUUAAAGAGUAAAACUUGCUUUCAGAUAACGGUGCUUUACCUCCAGCUUUACUUUCGUUCUGAGCCAGCCAGGCUCCCAUUUUAAGACAAGUUGAAGGACAUCACUCUCUUGGCAUUCCAAUGCAUUCAAUAUCAGCCUGAUCAGGGUAGGUAUUACAGCUUAUUAUGUUUGGAUUGCAGUGCAGUUUUAAUUUUUUUACCCUGUUGUUGGGGAAUUUUGAAGGAGACACAUUUUAAUUUGGCAGACUGAGGCAGUGAUAUUUUGUUGUAUUUAUGUUAGUUUGAGAAUCUUUGUUACUGUUUUUGUUUCCUUUUGUAACUGUUAAAUCAAAACCCUGAGAUGACAGGUCAAAUCUUGAGAAGUGGUAGUAUCGUUUGUUUCCUGAAUAAACAAGUUGCAACUGA
Messenger RNA from Austrofundulus limnaeus, 2957 nucleotides. It is a transcript of the gene dpysl3, whose product is annotated as dihydropyrimidinase like 3. Gene Ontology annotation, molecular function: hydrolase activity, acting on carbon-nitrogen (but not peptide) bonds, in cyclic amides. NCBI's taxonomy places the organism in Eukaryota, Metazoa, Chordata, Actinopteri, Cyprinodontiformes, Rivulidae. The record is from RefSeq and is a predicted model, not a curated record. Gene Ontology annotation, biological process: actin crosslink formation. Gene Ontology annotation, cellular component: cytosol; cytoplasm.